Rotaria sp. Silwood1 is the source of this 825-nucleotide messenger RNA. NCBI's taxonomy places the organism in Eukaryota, Metazoa, Rotifera, Eurotatoria, Philodinida, Philodinidae. The record is from the annotation of a GenBank genome assembly.
AUGGUCAUUGCUGACACGGACAAUCACCGUAUCAUCAAAUGGAAGAGGGGUGAUACGAAUGGACAGGUAGUGGCUGGUAGUCAUGGUCGAGGAAAUCGAUUAGAUCAAUUGGAGGAACCACCUGAUGUGCUCAUCGACAAAGAGCUGGAUAGUUUCAUUAUUUGUGAUCCGUGGAAUCAACGAGUCAUACGAUGGUCUUGUCGCAGUGGCACAGCUCAAGGAGAAAUCCUUUUCGACAAUAUCGGUUGCCGAGAAUUAACUAUGGAUGAUUACAGAUAUAUCUAUAUCUCUGAUAUCGUGAAACAUGAAGUAAGAAGAUAUCAAAUAGGAGACAAGAAUGGAACUCUUGUGGCUGGUGGUCAUGGAAAAGGUACUGAUUUAAAUCAACUCAACGAGCCAAGAUGUGUGUUUGUUGAUCGACAACAGACUGUCUAUGUAUCAGAUUGGAGAAAUCAUCGUGUGAUGGAAUGGAAAAAAGGUGCAAAAGAAGGCAUUGUUGUUGCCGGGGGUCACGGUCAAGGAAAUGCUCUGACACAAUUGUCAGGUCCUCAAGGACUGUUUCUCGAUACGUUGGGUACUGUUUAUGUGGCAGAUUCGGGGAAUAAUCGAGUGAUGCGUUGGCCUAAAGGAGCAAAAGAAGGUACUGUCAUUGUUGGUGGAAAUGGUCAAGGGGAACAAGCUAAUCAGUUCAAUGGUCUCAGAGGUUUAUCCUUCGACCGACAUGGUAAUAUCUAUAUCGCCGACUGUUACAAUCAUCGUAUUCAACGUUUUUCUAUCGAACAGACUCAUUACGAUGGUUUGUUGUUUUUUGAUUCCUUCAAAUAA